UAUUUAAAAGAUCCAAAUCUUGUUAUUUCAAAUAGAAACGUCUUUAAUUGACAACUUAAAAGUGACACGUUUCUUCUUUCCAAAAUGCCGAAAUUCGGCGAGUCCGACAUCCUAGAAUUCCAAGACGCCUUCGAUCUCUUCGACAAAGACGAAGAUGGCCGAUUGAACCUGAAAGAGAUGGACAAGGCUCUAAAAGCGAUUGGUUACAUUUUUUCCGCAAACGAGCUGGAGGUCAUGUUCAAAGAAGAAGACCCAGAUGGAACGAACAUCAUAGAUUUCGAAGCUUUUGUCAGGAUCAUCGAAAAUAAUGCUGAAGAAAAGAAUUUGUAUGAAGAAAUUGUGGCGGCGUUUAGGGUUUUUGAUAAAGCUGGUAAUAAUGUUCUCACUGUUAGAGAGAUAAAAGAAAUAAUGACGGCAUAUGGAGACCCUUUGGACCCGGAAGAAUUGAAGUUGUUCAUUAAAGAUGCGGAUCCAAAGAAAACCGGUUACGUUUUGUAUGCAGAAUUGGCCGAGAAAAUAGCAAGAAAGUUGUACGUCAAACCAAAGAAGGCCAAGAAGCCCAAACUAAGGGAAAAAUUACGAAAGCAGAAGGAACUGGAAGAGAAGCAGAAGGAAGAACAAAAUAAGGAGGAAAGAUUGGAGAGAAUCAAGUCGACACUGGAUGGCACUAAAAGCAAGACAGAAGUUUAGUUCAAAUAUAAUAAAAAUAUGAUUUUUUGAACACCUCCUAAAUAAAUUGUAAAAAUAGUAAUAUUAAUAAACCAAGAUUUAUAAAAUAAAACAGAAGGUAGGUUAAAC
Molecule: messenger RNA, 798 nt
Organism: Brassicogethes aeneus
Lineage: Eukaryota; Metazoa; Arthropoda; Insecta; Coleoptera; Nitidulidae
Source: the annotation of a GenBank genome assembly